This is a messenger RNA of Archocentrus centrarchus (flier cichlid), 2946 nucleotides long. Its product is annotated as thrombospondin-type laminin G domain and EAR repeat-containing protein. Gene Ontology annotation, biological process: signal transduction. The record is from RefSeq and is a predicted model, not a curated record. Bases 221 to 2227 code for a protein of 668 amino acids. The transcript is spliced from 16 exons. NCBI's taxonomy places the organism in Eukaryota, Metazoa, Chordata, Actinopteri, Cichliformes, Cichlidae.
GUCAAACAUCUCCAAAAAUGUCAUGACAAACCAGCAGAAACCUCUUCACAGACUGACCCAGGACUGGAGCCAGACCUCUGACCUCUGACCCAGACAUUGAAUAAGCAUCACUCAGGAGAUCCUCAGGCCGACAGGAAAAUGAUGAUGCUGAGAGACGCGGGUCAGGAAGCGGGUCGGUGAGCAGGAGUCAAACGCACACUGUUGACGGUGCGCAGGCGUGAUGUUGGCGUGUCGCUCCCUGCUGCUCACCUGGGUGCUGCUCGCCGCCAGAGUCCUCAGUCACAGCUGGAGACCCUGUACAGAUCUGCUGCCACUUGACCUGCUAUCCAGAUCCCUGCCACGCCCAGGACAAGCCACGCCCACUCAGGUGCAGAUGGUUCAAUCCAAAGGUUCCAGAGGUCUCCGAUUGGCCGGUGCCAUGGCAGCACCUCUGAGUUUCCCCGCCUCCCAGAUCUUCACCAACUGUGACUACUUCCCCGCUGAGUUCUCAUUGGUCACCACAGUGAAGCUUCGCAGACUGAGACAGAAGACGAAUGAGUACAUCUUCUCUCUGCUGCGGGAGGGAUCUGAUUCACUGUUGCUGGGGUUACGUAUCUCUCAGAACCGCCUCCACUUCUUGACCACAUCCCCCAGUGUUGGUGGGCGGAGCCGGAUGAGUUUUAAGGAGGUCAGAUUGGACGAUAACCGCUGGCACACGGUGGUGCUAGCUGUCACUGGGCCGUUCGCCACACUGACCGUCGACUGUGGACUCCCUCUGGAGCUUAAACAGGUCCAGUCCUUCCCCAGCCAUCUGAGCACCAGAGGGUCCAGGUUCUUCAUCGGCAGCAGGGGCAAGUGGAGGGGACGCUUCUCUGGUUUACUGCGGCAGCUGGUCCUGCUUCCUGGUUCAGAUGCCACGCCCAGACUGUGUCCCGCCACUGAUCCCAGUCUGACUGAGCUGUCCAUCCCAAAGGUCCUGAAGACCAUCCCCUUCCAGCCAGACCAGCAGGGGCCAGUUUACCCCUACGAGGCCGAGGCCAGAGUGACUCUGGGAAAUCCUCCUUCCUGCUCGAGAGCGGAGCAGGGCCAGCUGUGGUUCAACGCUCAGAGGAAAGCUCUGUUCAUCUGCGAUGGGCUGAGGUGGAGGACGCUGCUGCAGAAUAAGGAGCGUCUGGAUUAUGUGGAGGGCUACCAGGACCUCUACACCCGCUCAGAAACCUUCGACGUCGAGAUCUUCUCCAUCCCGUCUGAAGGACUCUUCAUGGCUGCAGCCAACAAGGACUCUCGGUCCGGCUCGGGAGUCUACAGGUGGACCGAUGGCUCCUUCCAGCUCUACCAGAACAUCAGCACUCAGGAGGCUCGAUCUUGGAAGCACUUCACCAUUGAUGACAAGGUUUUCCUGGUGGUGGCAGCAAACUUCAGAGAGGCGGGGACUGAGCUGUCAGUCAUCUAUCGGUGGCAUCGGCGGCGGCGGCGCUUCGUCCGUUAUCAGACUCUGGAGACUCACACUGCCCUGGACUUUGAGGCUUUUCACAUCCAUAACCAGAGCUUCCUGGUAGUGGCCAAUCACAGACGAGCCAGAGACUCCAACCACAACAUCCACAGUGUGAUCUACAGGUGGAACCCUGACACAAAGUUAUUUGAGGUGAACCAGACGCUGCUGACGUCCGGGGCCUACGACUGGGAGUUCUUCACUGUUGGACCGUACCACUUUCUGGUGGUGGCCAACACCUUCGAUGGUCGGACCACCACCAUCAGCUCCACCAUCUACGUCUGGCUGGAUGGCUGUUUCCAGACGUUCCAGAGCAUCCCGACGGUGGGAGCGACGGACUGGGAGACGUUUCAGAUCGAUGGCAGGUUUUUCCUCGCCGUCGCUAACAGUCAGAAGAUCCCUGAUCGUGGCCCGAGUCUCUACAGCAUCAACUCCACCGUGUACGAACUGAACACGCUCACACAGACCUUCAUCCGCUUCCAGGACAUCCUCACACACAGCGCGGUGGACUGGGAGUUUUUCACCAUCGGAGACGAGAAGUUCCUGGUGGUGGCAAACUCUUACGACGGCAGCUCGUACGGCCUGAACAGCGUCGUCUACAGGUGGCGGGGUUACGAGGGCUUCGUUCCCGUCCACAGCCUGCCGACGUUCGGCUGCAGAGACUGGGAGCACUUCAGCACCGAUGAAGGCUCCUUCCUCAUAUACUCCAGCGCCACCUCCAGGCUCAGCAAGGUGUUCAGACUGAGGACCUACUGAGUGAAAACGUCCUGCAGCGACCUUCCACUACCUCCCUGUGACCUGCAGACUCCUCUGAGGUCACAUGACCAUUCACUGGCCUGAACUUCCUCUGAGUUCAUCCUGAGGAAGAAGCUCCAGGAUUUAAAUCCAGCUAAAACUGAAAGGCUAACGUGUAUUUAUGGAGCACUUUCAGUCAUGUUAAGCCGACGAGGACGGUGCCUCUGAUCCUUUGAACCACAUGAUCCAUAAACCUCCUGAUGAAAAUACAAAUGAAUACAGAUCAAUCAAUCCCGUUUUCAAUCAGCUGUUUUCUAAGAGCAGCUCCUGUUUCUCAUAUAGAUGCUAAAAUAUCACAGAGACGCUGAAGCUUAAAAACAGACCUGUUCUCACUAAGUGCUCGAUAAGCACUCUAAACAAAGCCCAUCCUCCCCCAGGUGCCCGAGUAUUUCCUUACGUGAAUACCAACUCUAGUGUUUUCAACAAGGGUGUUGGUGACACGAGUUAAACCGUGAAAUGAAGACCCUGGAGAUCAGUUGCAGCUUGUUUAAUUGUCUUCAUAACGUGUGACAGAAAAUAACCUUGGUCUCAACACAGAGAGGAUUACACAAAUAAAGUGCAUCAGCUCACUAAAAUAACAUUUUGGCAAAAUAAGCAGUAAUAUCCAAAGUCAUCAGUAUGAGCUGUCGAAUAAUUGCAACUUACAGCGUUCCUGCCUGAUAAUUCAGCGUGGACGGCAU